AUGAUUUUCAACAUCAAGCAGGGCUUCUCCAGCCUCUUCUCGGCCACUGUGGCUUACUCAAGACAAGGUCCGCCAGGAGAACCUGGACCGCGGGGCCCCCCAGGUCCGCCCGGUGUGCCAGGAGCAGACGGCAUUGAUGGUGAUAAAGGUCCACCCGGUGCAGCAGGCAGUCCUGGGACCAAAGGAGACCCAGGCCUGCCAGGACCAAAUGGAGCUUCGGGAAAGCCCGGAAUAGAUGGUCUCAUAGGAGCUAAAGGAGAACCAGGUCAUGUUGGGAGACCAGGUCCCAAAGGCCAGCCUGGACUUCCUGGACCACCAGGGCUCCCAGGACCCGGAUUCCCAGGACCUCCUGGCCCCGCAGGUCAAGUUGGGCUUCCUGGAGAAAUGGGACCUUUGGGAAUGAAGGGGGAACGGGGAUCAGAUGGACCACAAGGGGCUCCGGGGCCUCCUGGGAAGCCAGGCCCAAUCGGUCGUAUCCAAGGAGCUGAAGGCAGUGCUGAUUUCGUGUGUCCGACCAAUUGCCCACCUGGACUCAAGGGACCCCAAGGUUUACACGGGUUGAAGGGACACAGAGGCCGAUCAGGAGCUGCCGGAGAACCUGGAAGACAGGGCCGGCCGGGUCCAAUGGGUGAUGUGGGCCUGUCUGGAGAACAAGGCAUUCCUGGUCCUGCUGGUCCAGAAGGUCCCAGGGGGUACCCAGGAACGGCAGGACCAAAAGGCGAGAUGGGUCCUCAAGGUUACAAAGGCAUGACCGGGAGCAUUGGAGCUGUUGGUCCCUCGGGUGAAGAAGGUCCCAGAGGGCCCCCAGGACAAGCUGGUGAGAAGGGAGACAUUGGUCCUCGUGGCUUCAGGGGUCCUCAGGGAGAAAUGGGACCCAAGGGAGCAUGGGGGCUUCCUGGGAUUAAUGGUAAAGAUGGCAUCCCUGGCAUUCCUGGAGUGAAGGGAGGUGUAGGACAACCAGGCCUCCCAGGGCCUCUGGGACACAGAGGAUUAGCUGGUUUGCCAGGCACACCUGGGAGCAAAGGUGGUCCUGGGGAGAAGGGCGAACCAGGGGGACGUGGCCCAACAGGCUUACCUGGGCCAUCUGGAAAAAUUGGAGAGCCGGGUCCUCAAGGAGCAGUGGGUCUUCUAGGCGUCGCUGGUGUGAAAGGAGAUCGGGGUGAGAGAGGACCUUCAGGACCUCCAGGGCCACAGGGAAAAGCGGGCCCAAAAGGAGAGCAGGGACCCCCUGGAAUUCCAGGCCCCCAAGGUCUCCCAGGCGUUAAAGGCAGCAAGGGCUUCCCAGGAAAAAGUGGAUCUAAAGGUGAUAUUGGGGAUCCUGGUGUUGAAGGCCUUUCUGGAGAGAAGGGACAGAAGGGUGAAUUGGGUGAGCCUGGACCAAAAGGGCAGCAAGGUAUCCCUGGGGAGCCAGGUUUUCCUGGACCUCCUGGGGACACCGGAGCACCUGGAGUCAGAGGUUUCCCAGGGCCUCCUGGCCCUCGAGGACUUAAUGGGGAACGUGGUGUACCUGGAAUGCCUGGACCACAAGGUGCCCCGGGCAGGGACACAGGAGAUCAGCAUAUCGUUGAUGUCGUUGUAAAGAUGCUGCAAGAACAACUGGCAGAGUUAGCGGUGAGUGCCAAAAGAGCAACUUUGGGUGGAAGUGGCAUGAUGGGACCGCCUGGCCCUCCAGGGCCUCCUGGAUCACCUGGCCCCCAAGGCCCCCAUGGACAUCCUGGUUCCCGUGGUGUUCCAGGAAUCGUAGGAGUUGUUGGACAGAUAGGCAACACUGGACCCAAAGGAAAGAGGGGUGAGACAGGAGACCAAGGAGAACCUGGCCAUGGACAUCAAGGGAUGCCAGGGCCUCCAGGCAUACCAGGUCCCCCUGGUCAGCCUGGUCAAGCUGUCAACGGUAAACAUGGAGAGCGAGGUGUUCCAGGUGCUCCAGGAGAAGCAGGACGUCCUGGUUUACCUGGACCUCCUGGCCUUCCUGGAUUCUGCGAGGCUGUUGUCUGCCUUGGGGCCUCUGCCUCAGCUCAGCUGACUGAAGUAGGUUCCGUCAAAGGACCUUCAUACUGAACGUUGUCAAGUGAAAGAUCAGUUCCAUGGUUGACAUCAUUGAUUCAGCAGAAGCUUCACUACUGGCAUUAAGCAACUGGGGCCCAAAGAAAUGGGGAAACCACCAAUCCAAAACCUCUUGAUUGAUGAGAAACCUUUGCUUGGAUUUGAGUAUCCAUUCGUAUCUAUUCGCCUUCACUGGUGAGAAGACAUUUGGACAUUCUGAGUGGCGCCAAAUGGAGAUUCACCUCCAUGCAAAAAUUGCUGGUAUCUUGGAUCAAGCUUGAGCAUUUCAUUGAAAAAUUGCUUUUUUUUAAUUUAUAAGGAAUUGUAGAGCCCCUCCAAACUAUAUGAUAUCAUGGGGAAAUGAGGGGAAAUUCUCAUUUUGGGCCCCAGUAAUUUUUUGAUGGAGAGCUCCACAUGGUAGCAUUUUUUUGUUGUAAUUUGUUAAGGGUAAUUUAUGUGAAGUGUUACUAUGUGGGAGAAAUUCAGAAUUAGGAUAUGAAAAAAAAAAACUUGAAAAAUGGUGUCAAUUUUGUUCCUGUCUGUAAAGGUUUUUUUUUCGCUUGAGGUUUACUUCUUACAAGCACCUCAUCAUGGGAAAAGAAUAUAGCAAAAUUUGUUACAAGAUGGCUUUCUCUCUCGAAGAAAAAUCCCAUGAGUGAGUUGAGAUAAUUCUUGAUUUACUGACCCCCACACCCUGAUCAUUGCAGCUGCUUUUCUACUGAGUGUCUAAUUUGUUAAUGUUUUGGUCAAUUAUAUUACGUUGGUUGACGGAAUUGAUCUAUCCAAACUCAUUGCAUUUUUUAAUUGCAAAAUUAGGCUUUUUGUUCUCCCUUUUCUAUUAUGCAAUUUUCAGUUAUUAUUUAACGAUGCAUAAUACUCAG
Messenger RNA from Python bivittatus (Burmese python), 2924 nucleotides. The record is from RefSeq and is a predicted model, not a curated record. NCBI's taxonomy places the organism in Eukaryota, Metazoa, Chordata, Lepidosauria, Squamata, Pythonidae.